UCAUCAAUCAAUUAAUUUCCUGCUCCCUCAAGCGUGUUUGCACCCUUUCGCAAGAAAACAUCAUCACUUAGCAGCAGCAUGAUUCGUACCGUUGUCCUGUGCGCGCUGGUAGCUUUGGUGGCCGCCGAACCACCGUUGCGUUUCCGACCGCGAGCCGCCUUCGGCGUGCAGCGUCCGAACACUCGUUUCGCACGGCUUGAGGAAGCACCUCCGGCACCGCAGGAACCAGCUGGAUACAAUUAUCCUAAGCCGAUGUCUUCAGGUUAUCACUAUCCCAAGCCGGACCAGGCGUUCCCACUGCCCGGGGAGGAGAUGCCGCCUUCCUUCACCACCGAACCAGCACCAGCCGCCGAAACAACGACCCAAGCACAGGAAGAACAGCCCACGACUACGGAAUCCAGCGAUGCAGUGACGACCACCGCUGCCUACGAAGAUUACGAGGACUCUACUGCAGCGUUGGAACCAGCGGCCGAUUCCGACACUAGUGCGAAACUGCGCCGUCGACAGCAGCUCAGUGCACGGCGUCCAGCUCCGCUAACACUCAUCAACCGUCAAAGUCAACGUCUGGAGGACCUUCCGGCCGUGUAUGUGAACGAGCAGCAGGAACAGCAGCUGGUGCGUCCAGUCUAUCUCAUCAAUCUUCCCGAAUCGACCCUUCAGCAGCUGGUUUUGCUUAACAACGCGCAGCUAGCCGGCCUGCAGCUUGCUCCCCAGCCCACCGUCUACCUGUCCGAGCUGGAUUACAUCUACAAGAAGAAGUAGAACCUCCGACGAUCCAGCCUCCCAGAUACCGGUUUCCCCGUCUUCUAAUCCUAUGCCCGUUUUCCACACGCUAGAAUUAGUAACGAUGCACCCGCGUGGGACCAAAGAGACGACCUUUACGGAACGCUACUGUUUCGCGUGAUAUCCGUGCAAUACAUCUUGUACCAUAAUAAAACUUGUUACCUUUCGUCAUUGAAUU
This is a messenger RNA of Anopheles stephensi (Asian malaria mosquito), 961 nucleotides long. RefSeq lists its product as uncharacterized. The transcript has a single exon. The record is from RefSeq and is a predicted model, not a curated record. Bases 79 to 762 code for a protein of 227 amino acids. NCBI's taxonomy places the organism in Eukaryota, Metazoa, Arthropoda, Insecta, Diptera, Culicidae.